Molecule: messenger RNA, 831 nt
Organism: Paramecium sonneborni
Lineage: Eukaryota; Ciliophora; Oligohymenophorea; Peniculida; Parameciidae
Source: the annotation of a GenBank genome assembly
AUGACUGGUAAAAUUUAAAAAAUCAUCCAAUAGAAUAAUUAGAAGAAAGAGCUCAAAGAAUUUUUGGAAAAUUAUCAUAGAUUUAAAAUAACGUAGAGGGAGAGAAAUAAUAAAAAUUCAAAAUGAUUCUUGGAUAUAUGCAGAGUAUUGAAUUGGUAAUAGAAGAUGUUUAAUAAUAAAAAAAUUAAAAAUUUUUGGAUCUAGCUGAAAAAGUAAAUCAGUUUUAAUUAAAAGUUUAGUUACAGAGAUUAAAAUAAAUAUUAGAUAGUGAAAAGGAAGCAAGAGAUCAGAUAGAUGAGAAAAUGAGAAAAGAAAUUUUAUCAGUUGAAAAGAAUUGCAAAAAUCUCUUAAAUAGUUUCGGCAAAGAAAGAUUAGAAACAGAAAAACGAGUUUUUUAUAAUCUAUCUUAAUAAGUGGAAUCAUUAUCAAUAGAAAUAUAGAGAGAAUUUCAUGAUAAAUCAGAAACUUAAAAUAAAUUACUAGAGAUAUAAAAUGGUAAUGUUUUUAUGAUUAAUUCAUAAAGAAUAAAUUCCAUAAUUUUAUUAAGAGUUAGAGUAAGAAGUUAGAAUAAGAGAAGAAAUUGAAGAUAAGAUAGCAUAAUAAUUUAAUGAAUAAUUAGAUGAAUUGAAAAGAAUAUUUGAUAAUUAAUAAAAAUAAAGAGAAUAAAGAGAGGAAGAAAUAAUAAGAAUUCUUAAAAAAAUAUAUUAAAAUGCUUAUGAUGCUUGUAAAAGAAGUAGAGCUGAAAGAGAAAGAAAUGAAGACUUAUUAGUUAAAUUAGUAGAAUAAGUAGUUGAAAAGAUUAAAAGAGAAAUAAUAGAUUCUGAUUUUUGA